Messenger RNA from Phialemonium atrogriseum, 1710 nucleotides. Its product is annotated as protein kinase dsk1. The record is from RefSeq and is a predicted model, not a curated record. Gene Ontology annotation, biological process: peptidyl-serine phosphorylation; spliceosomal complex assembly; regulation of mRNA processing. Bases 1 to 1710 code for a protein of 569 amino acids. Gene Ontology annotation, molecular function: ATP binding; protein serine/threonine kinase activity. The transcript has 4 exons. Lineage: Eukaryota; Fungi; Ascomycota; Sordariomycetes; Cephalothecales; Cephalothecaceae. Gene Ontology annotation, cellular component: nucleus; cytoplasm.
AUGAACGGCACGCAAUCUCCUCAAGACUCGACGGGACAGAAAUCGCAACAAGGCGCUGAGCCUGCUGGAACCGCAAAUGGCGCCUCGGGUCUGAUCAAGAAGCGGAAGAAGGACGGGCUCAAGCCUAUCAUCACAACCGAGAACUCGAAUCCAGGAGCCGCUCAUCUCUCCUCGACGAUGAAUCACUCCAAUGCCUCGUCCCCUUCCCCCGACGACGCCGCCGAGAAUACAGCCGACGAAGAAGACUCGGAAGAUUACUGCAAAGGUGGCUACCACCCGGUCACAGUCGGAGAGAAGUUCAAAGACGGCAAAUACACGGUAAUACGGAAGCUGGGAUGGGGCCACUUCUCGACAGUCUGGCUGUCAAGGGAUAACAGCACCGGAAAGCACGUCGCCCUGAAGGUUGUGCGCUCCGCCGCCCACUACACCGAGACCGCCAUCGACGAGAUCAAGCUCCUUAAUAAGAUCGUCCAGGCGAACCCCAACCACCCCGGUCGCAAGCACGUCGUCAGCCUCCUGGAUUCGUUUGAGCACAAGGGCCCCAACGGAACCCACGUCUGCAUGGUCUUCGAGGUGUUGGGGGAGAAUCUCCUGGGUCUGAUCAAGAGGUGGAACCACCGAGGAAUCCCCAUGGCCCUCGUCAAACAGAUCACGAAGCAGGUGCUGCUGGGUCUGGACUACCUCCACCGGGAAUGCGGCAUCAUCCACACCGACCUGAAGCCCGAGAACGUCUUGAUUGAGAUCGGCGAUGUCGAGCAGAUCGUGAAGAAGGUUGUUAAGAGCGACUCGGGUGACAAAGACAAUAACCGGAAUGGCCGACGCAGGCGAAGGACUUUGAUUACCGGCAGCCAGCCCCUCCCGUCGCCCCUUAAUGCGACCUUCAACCACUCGUCGCUCUUUCCCUCGCCAGGUUCGCAUCAGAGUCUUGGUCAGAUGUUGCACGAAGGUAGCAUGUCGAAAGAGCCAUCACCGAGACCGGGAGAGGACAAGCAGAACCAGCGGGAGAAGACAGCGGACAUCCUUACCAAGGAGGUCUCUGGGAUCUCUCUCAACAAGUCAACGGGCGCCUCCGCGAUUGGCGAAAAGAGGAAAGCCGAGGACAUGCAUGCCUUUGAUAUCAUAAGCGUCAAGAUUGCAGACCUUGGCAAUGCUUGCUGGGUGAACCAUCACUUCACAAACGAUAUCCAGACCAGACAGUAUCGGUCGCCAGAAGUGAUCCUAGGAGCGAAAUGGGGGGCUAGCACAGAUGUAUGGAGUAUGGCCGCCAUGGUGUUCGAACUCAUCACGGGCGACUAUCUGUUUGAUCCACAGUCGGGAACAAAGUAUGGCAAGGACGACGACCACAUCGCACAAAUCAUAGAGCUGCUGGGGCCGUUCCCAAAGUCCCUCUGCCUGUCGGGUAAAUGGUCGCAGGAGAUUUUCAACCGGAAGGGAGAACUGCGCAACAUCCACCGCCUGCGCCACUGGGCUCUCCCAGACGUUCUGAAGGAGAAAUACCACUUCAAGGAGGAGGAGGCAAAACGGACCGCCGACUUCCUGACCCCCAUGCUCGAGCUAGUCCCGGAGAAGCGGGCAAACGCCGGUGGCAUGGCCAGCCACGGUUGGCUCGACGACACGCCGGGCAUGAAGAGCGUCCGAAUAGAAGGGCUGGAGGUCGGCAGUCGGGGCGAGGGCAUAGAGGGGUGGGCCAGCGAAGUGAGGAAGCGCUAA